This is a messenger RNA of Lodderomyces parapsilosis, 1044 nucleotides long. RefSeq lists its product as uncharacterized. The transcript has a single exon. NCBI's taxonomy places the organism in Eukaryota, Fungi, Ascomycota, Pichiomycetes, Serinales, Debaryomycetaceae. The coding region runs from base 1 to 1044 and encodes 347 amino acids. The record is from RefSeq and is a predicted model, not a curated record.
AUGACAACAUUACAAAAAAAAACAGAUCCACAUCAACUUCAUGAUGCCGCCAAACCCUUGAAUUUAACAAACCCGGUAAGGCUUGCGUUUCUUGGUGGGUCCAAAUCAGGCAAAACGUCGAUUAUCUCCAAACUAAUUUUGGGAAAUUUUAAUGACACUUACUAUCCAACCACAUACCUCAACCCAAACUUGUUCAACUACGAGCCAUCAUCUGAAAGGGCUAAGGAUAUAUUACGAGGGAAACCAUUGACAUCAAAUUCACAUUUGACUUUACCACCAAGCAUACGGAAUAGUAAUGUGCCAACUACAGGUAAGAACAUCUUUUCGAAAAAUCAAUACUACAGCACAUCACUAUCUGUGAUUACUCCGAUACUAGUUGAACUUAUAGACACUCCGGGAUACAACCCUGACAAAACCGUUCCGUAUCUUGAAGCAUCGCUUUACACAAAUUUGGAUCGAGACGUAUUGCACAACCUUGCCAAUGAACCACGACGACCAGUGUCCACAAGUCCUCUUUUGGUGGCUAGCGGAGCUAGUGAAUUGAAUGGAGACGUUAAUGGCUACUUUUUUGUCUACAGUGCAAUACCAAGCUUUGCACCACCAAAAUACAAUGACGAUCAAAGUGGUGGUGGUGAACUACCAAAAAAUCAUACAUUCAACCUCUUGCCCUCAAUCAAAGCAGCACUUAAUGAUGCGUGGGAAGAGUACAUUUCAUUCAAAGAAAAUUGGAAAAAAGGUCAAGAAGAUGAUGUCUUUUCAUUCAAGAGUGCCUUAAAAAGUUUUUGGAAAACAACCAAUGAUGCCACCACCAAUGCAUCUGCUGGGCAGCAAGCAACAACCACAACUGCAACUGCCAGAUCUCCUCCAAUUUGGAUCAUCUGUACUCAUGUCAAUAGUGACUUGGCUUCAGAUCAAUUGGUUUUAGAGGGUAGGAAAUUAAGCCAAGAGUGGGAUUGUGGAUUCAUUGCCCUUGAUUGUUUGGAUGACAUUGACGAAGUCUUGUCAUUGAUGAUAAGAGAUAUAAUACAAGGGAAAAAACGGUAA